Aspergillus fijiensis CBS 313.89 is the source of this 645-nucleotide messenger RNA. RefSeq lists its product as uncharacterized. The transcript has 4 exons. The record is from RefSeq and is a predicted model, not a curated record. NCBI's taxonomy places the organism in Eukaryota, Fungi, Ascomycota, Eurotiomycetes, Eurotiales, Aspergillaceae. The coding region runs from base 1 to 645 and encodes 214 amino acids.
AUGCGCCCUACCCCUCUUCUGUCGCCGACCAGCGAACUCCACUCAAUCCCUUGCGCAUCAGGGCAACCAGAUCCGCUGGGGGGCGCCCAAGAGCUCGCAGCCGCCGCAGAGCUCGGCGCCGCUGAAGCGACGGACAUCACGCGUCGGCUGGCGAUCGUGCUCGAAGCAAUACGGACCGCCGGAUUCCAAGGCUUCGAUGAAACGGCGGCAGCGUACUACACCGCGCAUUUGGACAAAGGGAGCUUCCCGGCCAUGGUACAAUGCGCCAGUCGUGGCCGUCGGUUGAAGACGAUGCUACAGGCCCUGCAGCAAAGUAGCCAGCAGUGGCGGCGGUGGGAGUCGAGAGGGCUCCAGGAGAGUAUUUGCGAAGGUUCAGCAUCCCUCUGCGUGGCGGAGAUGGACCGUUUUAGCGCGCUGGAGUCGCUACUGUCUAUCCACAAGGCGGGCACACUUGGGGAGACGAGAGUCUCAAGCCCGACACCUCUAGAGGAAUCGGGGCUCAUGGAGCAGAUGGAUAACGCACCGGAUUUGAUGCCGUUGCUCUGGUCGCUGCUGACGGAGCUCGCCGGCACGAGGAGCGUGUAUUGCGACAGAGUCGCACGCCUUAUUCUUACGAUCUUGCUCUAUACUAGGAGUCCCCAAUAG